Messenger RNA from Fragaria vesca subsp. vesca, 1679 nucleotides. RefSeq names its product protein SRG1-like. The record is from RefSeq and is a predicted model, not a curated record. Bases 274 to 1401 code for a protein of 375 amino acids. The transcript has 4 exons. Lineage: Eukaryota; Viridiplantae; Streptophyta; Magnoliopsida; Rosales; Rosaceae.
CACAUGCACAUACACGAAACGACUAAACAAACCACUAGAUGAAAGCUCCCCUGGGAGCAACCUGCACCAGAAAUUAAGAUGCUCUGUAUCUGUUGGACCUUGAGAAUCACGAAUGCAUUUGCGAUUUCAAUCUUUAGCUCUUUCUUUUGAUUAUCCAUCUCUUCAUUGUCUCUCAAUAAACAAUUAACCAAGGGUUUUGGUGCCUAGCUAUUAUUUGUAUUCUUGCUUACGAGAGAAACUCUCGAUCCGGAAAACAAAAAGGGGGCAAAAGCCAUGGAAAUAGUAAAGGAAGAGAGCAGCAGCUGGCUAUGCUGUGUUUCUCAUCUUGUUCCUUCUGUUCAAGAAUUAGCCAAGAAGCCCAUAACCACCCUUCCACCUAGAUAUAUACAGCAAGAUCUCCACGACGGUGAUGCUCGAGACCAAGUGAACAAGAUCGGUUCCAAUGAAGCGAGCAGUUCUAUACAACCUGAAAUACCAACCAUCAACUUCAAGAAACUGCUUUCUCGGAAAGAAUCGAACAGUUUUCAAGAUUCGGAUGAAUUGGCUAGGCUCCACUUGGCUUCAAAAGAGUGGGGUUUCUUCCAGUUGGUAAACCAUGGCGUGAGCUCUUCUUUGUUGGAGAAGAUUAAGACAGAAAUUCAAGACUUCUUCAACCUCUCGAUAGAUGAGAAGAAACGGUUUUGGCAGCGUCCAGAAGACAUGGAGGGUUUUGGACAACUCUUUGUCGUUUCUGAAGAGCAAAAACUUGAUUGGGCUGACGUUUUCUUCAUGACUACACUUCCUGUCCAGAUGAGGAAACCUCACCUAUUCCCGGAGCUCCCUAGUCCUUUCAAAGACACCUUGGAGAUUUACUCCUUGGAACUGAAUAACCUUGCCAUGGCUAUCCUUACACAAAUGGAACAUGCUUUGAAAGUUGAUGCCAAUGAAUUGACCGAGUUAUUUGAAGAUGGAAUGCAAUCAAUGAGAAUGAACUAUUACCCUCCAUGUCCUCAGCCGGAGAAAGUCAUCGGAUUUACGCCUCAUUCAGAUGCCUCAGGCCUCACGAUCCUCCUGCAAGUGAAUGAAUUGGAAGGUCUCCAAAUCAAGAAGGAUGGGAAUUGGCUUCCUGUUAAGCCACUUCCUGAAGCGUUUAUUGUCAACAUUGGAGACGCUCUGGAGAUUAAAACAAAUGGGACUUAUCGUAGCAUUGAGCAUCGAGCAAUUGUAAACUCAGAGAAAGAAAGACUCUCAAUCGCCACAUUUUGCAACCCGAGAGUUGAUGGUGAAAUUGGACCAGCCUCUAGCUUGAUCACUGAACAAACACCUGCUGCAUAUACAAGGAUCGGAGUACAAGACUACACGAAAGCCUUUUUUGCCCGUAAGAUUCAAGGAAAAUCUUUUAUUGAUGAUCUUAAAGUUUAAAUUAAGUUAGUUUGUUGAGUUCUUAAUAUGUUGGGAUUAACAAGAUGCAUAUUGUAUACUCAAGAUGCAUGUGCAUAUUACCACUGAACCAACUCAGUAUGAGGCUAUGAACUACUUGAUCUACAACCCUGUAUGUCAUUCUUGUUCACAACCAAAAAUAAUUGAUAACGGAUUGAGAUGCUGACAUGCUGUCAUUAGUAUUCUCAACAGUAAUUAGGCAAAAAAUUAUUUGUAAUAGUAAAAUAAAGAAAUAAAGGCCCUGAAUGUAUGUACGUGAU